AUGUCUCAUUCCAAGGACGAUGCGCCGUCGGGCGCCCAGACGCCUCUCAAGGGCGCCAGCGAUACCGAGAUUGGCGCCGUCGGUAACCUCUCCGAUGUCGAGAGCGCCCGCUUCCAAAUCGCCCGCGACAACAAGCGCCAGCUCGGCGUCCCCUCGGCCACGCUCCUCAUCUUCAACCGCAUCAUCGGCACCGGCAUCUUCGCCACGCCGGCGACGAUCCUCUCGCUGUGCGGCUCCGUCGGGCUGACGCUCUUCAUCUGGGUCGCCGGCAUGCUCAUCGCGGCCGCCGGCACCGCCGUCUACAUGGAGUUUGGCACCGCCAUGCCGCGCAACGGCGGCGAGAAGAACUACCUCGAGUUCGUCUACCGCCGCCCGCGCUUCCUCACCACCUGCCUCUACACCGGCUACGUCGUGCUCCUCGGCUGGGCCGCCGGCAACUCGGUCAUCUUUGGCGAGUACAUCCUGCACGCCGCGCGCGUCGAGGUCACGCGCUGGAACCAGCGCGGCAUCGCGCUCGCCUGCCUCACGGCCGCGUUCCUCGUGCACGGCUGCGCGCUCAAAUGGGGCGUGCGGCUGCAGAACGCGCUCGGCAUCAUCAAGAUCAUCGUCAUCGUGCUCAUCAUCGUCGCACCGCUCGCCAACCUCAAAAAGGUGCGCGAAAACGACAGCUUCCGCGACUCCUUCCAGGGCACCAACUCGAGCGCCUACGGCAUCGUCACGGCCCUGUACAACGUCAUCUGGAGCUACGUCGGGUACAGCAACGCAAACUACGCCCUCAGCGAGACCAAGGACCCCGUGCGCACGCUCAAGCGCGCCGCGCCGCUCGCCAUCGGCACCGUCUCCGUGCUCUACAUGCUCGCCAACAUCUCCUACUUUGCCGCCGUGUCCAAGCAGGAGAUGCUCGAGUCCAAGCGGCUCGUGGCCGCCUCGCUGUUCCGCAACAUGUACGGCGAGUCGGCCGAGCGCGCCCUGUCCGUCUUUGUCGCCCUCUCCGCCUUCGGCAACGUGCUGAGCGUCAUCUUCUCGCAGGGCCGGCUCGUGCAGGAGCUCGGCCGCGAGGGCGUGCUGCCCUUUUCGCGCUUCUGGGCCAGCAACCGGCCCUUCAACGCGCCGCUCGCCGGCCUCUUUGAGCACUGGGCCAUCACCACCAUCACCAUGCUGGCCCCGCCCUCGGGCGACGCCUACAACUUUGUCCUCAACCUCAUCUCGUACCCGCUCGCCAUCAUCAACGCCUUUGUCGGCGCCGGCCUCGUCUACCUCUACCGCAACAAGGAGAAGCGCAACUGGAACCCGCCCUUCAAGGCCACCCUGCCCGUCGCCGUCUUCUUCUGCCUCAGCAACGUCUACCUCGUCGUCGCCCCGUUCGUGCCCCCCUCGGAGGGCCAGAACGUCUACGAGCACCUGCCGUACUGGAUCCACUGCGUGGUCGGCUUCGGUGUCAUUGGCGCCGGCGGCGUGUACUGGCUGAUCUGGACAAAGGCCCUGCCCAAGAUUGGUCGCUACCAGCUGGUGCGCGAGACGUACAUGGAUGAAAUUGAUGGGUGGGAGCGCAGUCGCUUUACUAAGAAGCCCCUGGACAGCCACAUCGAGUAG
Molecule: messenger RNA, 1593 nt
Organism: Cordyceps militaris CM01
Lineage: Eukaryota; Fungi; Ascomycota; Sordariomycetes; Hypocreales; Cordycipitaceae
Product: high affinity methionine permease
Exons: 2
Coding region: 1-1593 (530 amino acids)
Biological process (GO): amino acid transmembrane transport
Cellular component (GO): membrane
Molecular function (GO): L-amino acid transmembrane transporter activity
Source: RefSeq, a predicted model, not a curated record